GAGAGAAAUUCCACAGACACCCCACUCGGCUUAGGGAGUAGCAGGGAGAGCUCAUUUGGCAUCUCUGGCUGUUGAGACUCGGCUGCAAGCAGGUAUAAACUGGACUGAAGGCUUGGCCCUUUGGUCAAAACUCUUGCAAGACUAGAGAGGGAAAAGGGACGGGGACACUCCGGGGCUGCAACGCUGCAGACUUUGCAGCUGGGGAGGAGCGUGUCACCUCCAGCUCAGCUGCGCUUCCAGCCUGCGCGCCUCAUUGCCUGCGCCUGGCGCCCCCCGCGCUGUCCUUUGCACAGUCCCAGCGCUCUGCCAACCGCUUCUUCAACCACAGACUUGAGUCUUUGGCCAGCACUUGCCGCCUUUCUUCUCCGAGCACCCAGGCAACCAUGGAUGGCAACUCCCUGCUCGCAGUCCCAAGCCAUGUGGGUAGUUGACUCAAAUUCAUCUACCUGCCUCUCUGCUGCCUUGCCUGCCAGGAGACACUCCCAGGAAUUCAGCACCUUGGAGUCACCACUGAUGCAGGAGGCGUUGGCAGCACAGUCAGUGAGCACUACUAACAGCCCUGCAGGCAGCUUGGGGAACUCCAUCACAGCCUGUAAAAAGGUUCUACGCAGCAAUAGUCUCCUGGAAUCUACAGAUUACUGGCUGCAGAAUCAGAGAACACCCUGUCAGAUUGGUUUUGUAGAAGAUAAGUCUGAAAACUGCGCAUCUGUCUGCUUUGUGAACCUGGAUGUGGACAAGGAUGCUUGCAGCACAGAGCACCUACAGCAGAAAUUGGUCAAUGUUUCACCAGAACUUCCAAAACUUAUCAACUCCAUGAAUGUUCAACAACCAAAAGAAAAUGAAAUCGUUCUCCUAAGUGGGUUGGCGUCUGGAAAUCUUCAGGCUGAUUUUGAAGUUUCACAGUGUCCUUGGCUGCCUGAUAUCUGUUUGGUUCAAUGUGCAAGAGGGAACAGAGCAAACAGUACCAAUUGCAUCAUCUUUGAAAUCAAUAAAUUUUUGAUUGGUUUGGAAUUGGUGCAAGAGCGACAGCUCCACCUGGAAACCAAGGUCUUGAAAGUAGAGGAUGACACAAACUGUUCCUUGUCUUCAAUAGAGGAAGAUUUUCUCACUGCAUCUGAGCACUUGGAGGAGGAAAGCGAAGUGGAAGAAUAUAGGAGUGGUUAUGAAAACAUAAAUGUCUCUGUCAAUGUUACAGAUAGUAAAAAGCAAAAAGAAGCUCCCCAGGAGGAAUGGGAUUAUAACAAGGAAAAGUCGCCUUAUACUUUGGAAGAAAAAUACAUUAGAAAAUAUCACAAACCCAUGAGUAUAAAAGAAGGAUCUUUGGAUAACAGAGCAGAAGACAGGAGCCAGCAAAGUUUGGAUCUUUCGGCCAGGUCAACAGAGUGGAAAGAGGAACAUGCAGUAAAUGAGAGACUGGUCACAAAUUCUUAUGUUUCUGAGAAGCUGAUAGGUCCAGUGAAAAAAUCAAAGACAUCAUCUACUCCAGGUGAUGCUUACGUCUCCAGGAUGGUUAAGAAAGAUGGACCUUCUGCAUGUGGGUCUGUACCUGAGGGGGGAAACAGUUCAGAUGCUAGAGCAUGUGAAGAGGAAAGAACUGCUCUUUUUCUUGAACAAGAUGGAGAAGCCACUACUGGCGAGUAUGCUACAAAUUUAGCAGAAUCUGUGCUACAAGAUGCAUUUAUUAGAUUAUCUCAGUCUCACCCUACAGGAAUCCAGGAAUCUGCAGGAAAUGCCCGCUUAUCCAAUAAUUAUUCUACAAAAGAUAUCAUGGUUCCUCGGUCAUGGAAUGAACUUCCGAAAAUUGUCAUUGUUCAGAGUCCAGAUGGUGGUGAUGCUGUCCCUGAGCCAGGAAGCUCUUCGUGGUCUGAGCUGGAAGUAUCUAUGGAGAAUAACAGUGUCCUUGCUGGAGACAAUGCCAGCACACGUCCCCAGAGUGCUCUUGAAGUAGCAUUAGCUUGUGCUGCCACUGUGAUUGGAACAAUUUCCAGCCCACAGGCCACAGAAAGACUCAAAAUGGAACAAGAAUCCCUGGUUACAAAUGAUCCACCCGGAGACAAUGAACUGCUACCAACUCAAACCUCACAAGUACUCCAGGAACUUUCCAUCAGUGAAUACUCAUUUCCAUCUGCUUUGUGCGGUAUGACCCAGGUGGCAAGUGCUGUUGCUGUCUGUGGCCUGGGAGAAACAGAAGUUUCUCCUAUGGCUUCCAAUGAGCUCUUUGCUACUGAACCUCCAGGAGCAGUCACCCCACUUUGCAGUCUGGCUACAGAGAACAGCACAGAGCUGGGGAAUAAAGAAGCCAUUGCAGAGGCCUUAUUUAAGGAGACCACUCAAAUUUUAACAAAACCUCAUGCCUACAGCAACAUGGGGGACCUCAUGGAGUCAAUGACAAAGAGAAUCACAGAAUCUGCUUCAAAGCCUCACACCCUCUGCUCAGAAAAUGACAACUUUGGCAAUGAACUGGCACAGACCCUAUCCAAUGCUAUCCUGAAGCAUUCUAUUGAUGAAGUUUACCAGAAAAUAAAGGUAACUGAUGCCAAUGAUUCAUCUGAAGCUCUAAGCACCCUCCUGGAGACUACAAAUAAACUGCUUUUCAAUGUCAUAUGUGUCACCUUCAAGAAGAUGAGCAAUAUAAUGCAGAGUGGUACCUGUCCCAUUUCCCUUUGCAAAGAGUCCAUCAGUUGGAGGAAAAUAGAAAUGGGUUGCCAGUCUGUUCCUAAAAGUGCUAGUCAGGUUCAGGUCAAUAAUACUGAAUACUCUAGUGUCCAUCCAUUUAGCGAUUUGCAGAGUUCUGACCCUGUUACCAAUGAUCCUGAUGAUGAGGUAUAUCUCAAACAAGAUACUAAGGGUCAAUUGAAGUCAGGCCUCUUUAAGAGCCCCAAAUUGCAGUCAGAGUUUUCAUAUAGUAAUAGAGUGCCCGAUAGUUUGACUGCUAAGCUGUCCCACAAGGAACCAUAUCAGAAAAGCAUGGGGAGAAAGGAUCCAAGAAACCAUCCUCUGAUGCCUGGUUGUAAUGGUCAUGAAAUUGGGGCAUCAUCAGAUGGAGAAGACCAAACUAAACUUACGGUCAAAGGCAGCCAUACUUCCCACUGUGUCAGCCCAGUAGCUCAAGAAAAGCAUAAUUGUGGUUCAACACUAAACCAUGAAGUUCAAGUCAAUCUAUCUUUGUUAGGGAGUGAAUUGGUGCUUCCUACUCAAGCCAUGCUACCCACAAAACAUACAGAUCUCUACUACAUCACAGACUUUGCAGAAGAGUUAGCGGAAACCAUCGUAUCCAUGGCAACCGAAAUUGCAGCCAUCUGCCUUGACAACUCAAAUGGAAAGCAACCCUGGUUUUGUGCUUGGAGAAGAAGGAAUGAGCUUCUGGUUGCCCCCAGUGCCUCCUGCCGAUCACUGAAGAGAAAGAAGGAUAGUCAGUCAGGCAGUGGGGCCACAGUAAGAAAACACAAGCCCCCAAGACUCAGUGAGAUCAAGAGGAAAACGGAUGAGCAUCCAGAACUCAAAGAGAAGCUCAUGAACAGAGUUGAGUCCAUGAACCUCGAGGAUGUACCGGAUUCUGUCAAUGUUUUUGCCAAUGAAGUGGCAGCCAAGAUCAUGAAUCUCACUGAGUUCUCCAUGGUGGAUGGGGUCUGGCAAGCCCAAAGUUACCCUCGCAAUCGCUUACUCAGUGGAGACCGGUGGAACCGUCUGAAGGCCUCCAGUUGUGAAAGCAUUCCAGAGGAGGAGUCUCAAGCCAAGGGAUCUCUCAACAGCCCAGGGUACAUGAGCACCCUCAGCCAGCCAGUAAGCAGAGCCAGCUCUGUGUCCAAGCAAUCAAGCUGUGAGAGCAUCUCUGAAGAGUUUUCCAGGUUCAUGGUGAACCAAAUGGAAAGUGAAGGAAGAGGCUUUGAGUUACUACUGGACUACUAUGCAGGCAAGAAUGCAAGCAGCAUUCUGAACUCAGCCAUACAACAGGCCUGCCGCCAUUCAAGCGACCACCUGAAUGUGCGGUCCAACUGCCCCUCAAAGCAGUCGAGCACCGAGAGCAUCACCGAGGAGUUUUAUCGGUACAUGCUACGAGACAUGGAGCGAGAAUACAAGGACAGUGCCUCUUCCAGGCGAAGCAGUCACGACUGGACAGCCAGCCUACUGUCUUCCUCUCUGAGAUUACCGCAGUGCUACAGACAGUCAUCCAUGCCGGACAGCAGAUCCCUGGACCCCAGGCUGGCCGUGAAUGCGCCCAUCAAGGCCAACUCCUUGGAUGGCUUUGCUCAAAACAGCUCACAGGAUUUGCUCUGUGUGCAGCCUGUCAGUGGCUCUUCCUCCGACUCUUGCUUAUACCGGCGAGGUGGGACCGACCAGAUCACCACCAUGCUUAUUCAUGAGACAUGGGCCAAUUCCAUUGAAGCACUCAUGCGCAAGAACAAGAUUAUCAUGGAUGAAGCAGAGGGAGAAGGUGCUGAACCAAACUCUCCUCUACAGGGGGAGUUGGGUACUCCGGGACACUCUUUGAAGAGAGGCCGGAGAGGGUCAAAUCUUGUAGCACAGGAGUCUAUGAAUCUCCUGAGGAAAGACUCUGUUGCAGAAAGCAAGCAUCCUCCCUUGUCUUCUCUAAGCAAAGCUGCAGUUCCUGCAGACCACAAGACUUCAGAAGCAAGAAAGGAACCUUCUUCCUGUUGUGAGGCUGUCCCCCUGAGUCACUCUAGGAGAUCACUUUGUCCGAGGGAAGUGCCCCUAAUUCAGAUUGAAACCCAUCAAAGAGGAGAAGGUACUGGAGAAUCCGAAGGCUUUAUCUCCAAGGGCAGUCUUGAAGAUCAAAAGGAACAUUUCCAUAAACGACUAGGCGCUGCCACCUGCCCAACCACCAGUGACAGCUUGGAGACCAGAGAUGUCACAGAGGCUGAAGUAUCAACAGAAGGCAGAGGCCCAGAUGAGUUCCCCAAUACUCUAGGCAGCAGUGGAGAGAGCACUGACAGCUGGUCCCAGCUUGCCAAUGAAGAGGAUAACCCAGAUGACACAAGCAGUUUUUUGCAGCUCAGUGAGAGAUCCAUGAGCAAUGGCAACAGUAGUGCCACUAGCAGUCUUGGCAUUAUGGACCUGGACAUUUAUCAGGAUAACAUGCCAUCUUCUCCCAUGAUUAAUGAAUUAGUAGAAGAAAAGGAGAGUCUUAAAGGACAGUCAGAGCACAUAGAGGAACAUGUCCCUGGACUCCCAGUGGGAGCAGCCAGCUGCCAGGGCAGCCUACUGGUCAUCAACUUUGACCUGGAGCCAGAGUGUCCUGAUGCUGAGCUUCGAGCUACUCUGCAAUGGAUAGCUGCCUCUGAACUUGGGAUUCCCACCAUCUACUUUAAGAAAUCUCAGGAAAACAGAAUCGAAAAGUUUCUAGAUGUUGUGCGGCUGGUUCAUCGGAAGUCCUGGAAAGUGGGGGAUAUCUUUCAUGCAGUUGUCCAGUACUGCAAAAUUCAUGAAGAGCAGAAGGAAAGAAUUCCAAGUCUCUUUGACUGGCUCUUAGAACUGGGAUAAGACAGCUUUGCUUUGUAGAGUAUUCUUUUCCUUUAGCUUAUAGUGGUUUGCUAGAAACUUUCUCAAAACAUCACAUCACAUUAACAGAGCUAUAAAACACAUAUGAUGCUCAAGUCUCUCACACAUGAAAAAUUCUGAAGAAACAUAAAAGAUGGAUCAGUGCAGAACUGUAGAAAUAGUAGAAGAGUUAAAAAAGAGCUGAAAUAGAUUGGUUGGUUGGCAAAAUAGAAACUUUAAUGGGAUUCAAACUCAGCAUAUAAUUAGACCUAAGUUCCGUGAAGCUGCAUUUACAUAGUAUUACAUUUUAAUUAUACAAAAUAAUGUGUAACAGCCUCAAUUUUGUAAAUCAAUCAAAAACAAAACUACUGAUACAAUUAAUUUUAUAAAUUAUACUGUAAUUUUAUUCUUCUGAAUAGUCAAGGGGCCAUUAGUCCAGGAAAAUAUGUAUUAAGAAGUUUCCAGAAAACAAAUAUGAGUUUUAUAUUUGCAGUUCAUAAUCAGAAGA
Suncus etruscus (white-toothed pygmy shrew) is the source of this 6007-nucleotide messenger RNA. RefSeq names its product SPHK1 interactor, AKAP domain containing (gene SPHKAP). The record is from RefSeq and is a predicted model, not a curated record. The coding region runs from base 388 to 5502 and encodes 1704 amino acids. Gene Ontology annotation, cellular component: cytoplasm. Lineage: Eukaryota; Metazoa; Chordata; Mammalia; Eulipotyphla; Soricidae. The transcript is spliced from 13 exons. Gene Ontology annotation, molecular function: protein kinase A binding.